Colossoma macropomum (tambaqui) is the source of this 2242-nucleotide messenger RNA. Its product is annotated as androgen receptor-like. Gene Ontology annotation, biological process: regulation of DNA-templated transcription; male gonad development. NCBI's taxonomy places the organism in Eukaryota, Metazoa, Chordata, Actinopteri, Characiformes, Serrasalmidae. The record is from RefSeq and is a predicted model, not a curated record. The coding region runs from base 508 to 2022 and encodes 504 amino acids. Gene Ontology annotation, molecular function: sequence-specific DNA binding; zinc ion binding; DNA-binding transcription factor activity. The transcript is spliced from 8 exons.
GAGACAACAGAGCUUCAUAUAAAAUCUCUGGACUCAUCCUCAGUGCAUGGUGAGUGAGUAUUUGUGGAAAGCAAGGGACCUCAGACGCCCUGUGAAUUAUGCCUGGUCGGACUUUUAUGCACAACCAUAAAUAUGUGAUAGCGUCUACUGUAUUACUAACGAUUACUAUAAUGCGCCCAGCGUCUGUCUACGCUUCGCAUAAGAUUAAAGUGUGACCCAGAAUCGGACGAGAGAAAGCAUGAUCCGUCACCCCAACGAUUACGUGCCAAGUGGAGAGGGACGUUUCUUAAGGGUGAGCUGCAGCAGCUGUGUUGUCUCCAGAGAAGGAAGCCUGUCAGACUGCAGCGGUUUGUCAGUAACACUUAGCGCGAUGUUCGAGGCGAAUCGUGUGAACGAGCUCACGGCGUGAAAGGCGUGAAGGCGACGAUUAAUUUAACGCUGGACUAGCAGUCGAGGCGGGGUUUGGAGCAGUACGAGGCAGCCAGCGAGUGCCAGACUGAAUUCGUGAUGAAUUCGCGCCCAGACUCCGGUAUGCUGGACGAGCUGUGGAUUCCGAACCAGAGACUCCAAAGCGGAACCAAAUGGAGAUUCGCUGAACCGCGCACGGCACCACUUAACUUAAGCGUCAAAACAGAGACGAACGACACGGAGCACGGAGUUAACUUCCAGGCGGCUGAAAGAGAUGUCCCACACGAUCAGUUUCCCCGACACUGCGCGUUUCCAUACUACCCAGACUCACACGAAGCGUUUCCUUUGAGUGCUAUCGGUGGAUAUGGGCUACCUGCAUGUCCCUCUUCGCUUGAUAAGGCGCCUGAGCAUCUGUACCCAGACGGAAAGUGCACUAGGUUACCUGGCGCCAUUUCCUCAGCAGGGCUUCUGCGAGCCUGCAAGAUACAAGCACUCGGAUCUGAGCAAAGACUGGGAGACUUAAGGCUCCUAUUCCCAGCCCAGAGAAUUUGCCAGGUCUGUGGAGAGCAGGCUUCAGGGUGUCACUACGGAGCACUUACAUGUGGGAGUUGCAAAGUGUUCUUCAAGAGAGCUGCCACGGGCAAACAGAAAUAUCUGUGCGCCAGCAGGAAUGACUGCACCAUUGAUAAGCUCAGGAGACGAAACUGCCCAUCUUGUCGUCUAAAAAGAUGCUUUGAAUCAGGGAUGAGCCUUGGAGGCCAAAAGCUAAAGAGAGUCAAACAGGCCGAACCAGCAAAGAAUGAACCUGCCCAAGCACCUGCAGUAGCAGUGAGGCAUGUUUCUCCCAAGCCUGCUCUCCAAACCCAGCAUGAGCUUCUGAACAUUCUGGAGCGAAUCGAGCCUGCAGUGGUGAAUGCCGGCCAUGACCAGGCUCAGCCUGACUCAGCUAACUCGCUGCUGACCAGCCUCAAUGAACUGGGAGAGCGACAACUCGUUACAGUUGUCAAAUGGGCAAAGGGAAUGCCAGGCUUUCAGAAACUGCACCUGGAUGACCAAAUGACUGUCAUUCAGUACUCCUGGAUGGGAAUUAUGGUGUUUGCCUUGGGCUGGAGGUCCUACAAGAACGUCAAGGCCAGAAUGCUUUACUUUGCCCCUGAUCUUGUGUUCAAUGACCAGAGGAUGCAGGUCUCCAGCAUGUACGAGCACUGCGUCCGCAUGCGCCAUCUCUCGGAGAGCCUGAGUAACCUUCAGGUCACACAGGAGGAGUUCCUCUGCAUGAAAGCGCUGCUCCUCUUCAGCAUCAUUCCAGCGGACGGGCUAAAAAACCAGAGCUGUUUUGAUGAAUUGCGGACAACCUACAUCAACCAACUGGAUUGGUUGGUUACCCACACAAGCCACGGCAACCACGCAGAGAGGUUGUUCCAGCUCACACAGCUGCUGGACUACCUGCACCCGAUUGUGAAGAAGCUUCAUCAGUUUACGUACGACCUGUUUGUACAGGCCCAGUCCCUUUCAGUGAAAGUGAACUUCCCUGACAUGAUCUCACACAUCAUAUCUGUUCACGUACCAAAGAUCCUCACAGGCAUGGCCAGGCCAAUCCUUUUCCACAGAUAAUGCCUUGACCUUAACAUGCCUGCCUCUCCUAGCCAUGCCUGUUAUACAGCUGCUGUAUUUUCUGCAAGAGCUGCUAUAGCUAGUAUUGUUUUUCUAUCAAAUGCUCAGAGAUUGCCUAGCCUGUAACAAAAGACAUAGCAAAACCCUUUAACUGAGUGAAAGUGACUAUAAUCAGAUUAGAUGAAGCUGACAAAAAAAAAAUCCUAAGAGUGCCACUGUA